UCUGCUGGAGAAUCCACCUCUUCUCGAUUUCUCAUCCACCCUUGGCUCGGACAUAUGCAAGGGAUGCAGUUUGAGGUAUUUAAAGCGAGAUUCCCCUCGCAGGCAAGAGCCAAGGUCUCAUUCCUCUCCAAGAAUGCAAAACCCAUUGGCGCGAAUGGUGCCAAUUUGAUUCAAACGGCUAGGUUUUGGUUACUGCAGGCCAGACAUGUCGCGACCAGGAGUGUCUCUCAAUUACUAUUAAAGGCCAUCCAGCCCUGUCAUCGAACAUGGCCUCCCCGCCGGACAAGGGAUGGGUGACACUUGAUCCUGGACCUCUAGGAAGAGACAUGGGCCUGCAGUCUUCCAAAACUUCUAGCCGUUUGAAUCAAAUUGACAGAAUCCGCGCCAAUGGGGUCGGCGACCGCAUUGCCUUGCCGCAGCUGGUGGUCGGCGGGGACCAGUCUGCUGGCAAGAGCUCCGUCCUCGAAGGCAUCAGCGGGAUUCCCUUUCCUCGCCAGGAUGACCUCUGCACGCGGUUUGCGACGGAGAUCAUUCUGCGCCAUGAUCCCAGUGACCCCCGAAUCACAGCCAGUAUCAUUCCGCAUCGCUCCCGGAGUGAGGAGGAGAAAGUCCGUCUCGGAGCGUUCCGGCACGAGCUGAAGGACUUUUCGACCCUGCCAGACAUCAUUGACCAGGCAGCCAGGCUGAUGGGACUGCGUGGCUCUCGCGGCGGGUCUGACACUGGCUCCAACACUGAAUCGGACUCUGACGCAGACGGUGAUGCACCAGCGUUCGCUGCCGAUGUCCUCCGACUUGAGCUGGUGGGAAAUACCGGGCUGCAUCUCACAAUCGUUGAUCUCCCAGGAUUGAUCGCCGUGUCGGACAAUGAGGAAGAUGUGGCAACCGUGGAGAGGCUGGUCGACUCGUACCUCAAGAACCCACGAAGCAUCAUCCUCGCAGUGGUUCCCGCAAGCAGUGACGUCGACACGCAGGGCAUCAUCCAGCGUGCUCGUCGCUUCGACCAGGAAGGUGUCCGCACCGUGGGAAUCAUAACUAAGCCCGAUCUUAUCAACGCCGGUACGGAGUCUCGCGUGGCUCGUCUGGCGUUGAACCAAGAUCGGACUAAGCUCAACCUGGGUUUCUUCAUCCUCAAGAAUCCCAGUCCCAGUCAGCUUCAGGCUGGCAUGACUUUGUCGCAGCGCCGCAAGGUCGAAAUGGAUUUCUUUUCCAGCCCCGUCUGGACGGAACAGGGACUUGAUUCCUCCCGCAUCGGAAUCGAUAAUCUUCGCACAUAUCUGCAAGACCUCCUGGAUAGCCACAUCCAGCGAGAGAUGCCCAAGGUUCGCAAAGAGGUACAACAGCUUCUCAACAAUGUCACCCGCGAGCUGAACGAGCUCGGUACAGAGCGCAAGUCACCGGGCCAGAUCCGCAUGUACUUGACUCGCACAAGCACGGAUUAUUCCAAUCUCGUGAAAGCGGGUGUGGAAGGCAACUACGGUGGCCGUGACGCAAAAUUCUUCCAGAUUGAAGACGACGAGAUGUUUGUCCGUCUCCGAGCCGAGAUCCAUCUGGAGAACGAGAAGUUCGCGAACCAUAUUCUCGAUUAUGGCGAGAAAAGGAAGAUGGGCUCCACAUUUGGUGAAGAUGAUUCAGAGCAAGAAAGCCAGCAGGAGGGAUCUCAGCUCUUCGUCACGGAGAAGGAAAUGACAAGCUGGAUUGAACAGGUCUAUCAUCGCACCAGAGGCCAAGAGCUGCCAGGCAACUACAACCCGGCGCUGUUGACUGAGCUGUUCCACGAGCAGUCCUGUCUCUGGGCCCAGAUCGCCCGAGAACACGUCCAGGUUAUCUCCCGGACGGUGACCAAGUUCAUGGAAAGGGCACUGGGGUAUGUAGUCAAGGACUCGCAAGUUCGGGAGAAUCUGAGCCGUUUCAUUCGCGGUGUCCUCCAAAGUAACCUCCGGGCUGCGGAGGAAGAGCUGGAAAGACUGCUUGAAGACGAAGCGCGCCAGCCCAUCACAUACAACCAUUAUUACACCGACAAUAUCCAGAAAAGCCGCCACGAUCAGUCGAAGGCCGCGCUGCAAAAGACGGUACGGCAGGCCAUCGACAAAGACUGGGGCGGCGUAUUGCACUUCCAGAACUCGAUUGCGGAGAUUAACCGGCUGGUAGCCUCGCUGCAGCGGCACACAAUCGUCGACAUGGGCAAGCAGGCGUGUGCCGACGCCCUGACAGACCUCAAGGCAUAUUAUAAAGUCUCCCGCAAGACGUUUGUCGACAACGUCUGCCGGCAGGUGGUUGAACGGCACCUCCUCGCUCAUCUGGCCGAUGGGUUCAAUCCGAUGACCGUGCUGGAAUACACCGAUGAGGAUCUGCUGCGUCUGGCUGCUGAGUCGCCUCGCAUCGCUGAUCGUCGGGCUGAGGCUCUUAAACUUCGCGAUGCUCUCGAGAAGAGUCUCCUUGACCUUGCAGAGUGACUUCAUUUCUUGUUUUGUGUUGUGGUUUUCUGUUUCUCCGUGGUUUUUUCCUUGGUUUCUUCGGACUGCCAUGCUUUUUUCAC
Penicilliopsis zonata CBS 506.65 is the source of this 2536-nucleotide messenger RNA. RefSeq lists its product as hypothetical. Gene Ontology annotation, cellular component: membrane; cytoplasm; microtubule. The record is from RefSeq and is a predicted model, not a curated record. NCBI's taxonomy places the organism in Eukaryota, Fungi, Ascomycota, Eurotiomycetes, Eurotiales, Aspergillaceae. The transcript is spliced from 3 exons. Gene Ontology annotation, molecular function: GTPase activity; microtubule binding; GTP binding. The coding region runs from base 267 to 2453 and encodes 728 amino acids.